AGCUGCACGCGGAGAGAUUCGAGCUGUUUUUUGCGGUUUUUUGCCAAUCGGAUCCGAAUUCACUUUGCUGCCAUGGCGCAGCCAACAUUGCUUUGCCGAUCCGAGCUGGGCUCCAAUGCGAAGGGAGCCCUGGAGCGCGAGGGGAGCCUCGAUGGCCCCCUUUCGUGUGACAUGUGGGGCGCUGCAUCCACACACGCGCCUUGUGACAGCCCAUCGUUGGAAUCGCAGAGUUCCAGCUGUGGUACUCCGUUCCCUGGCCUGCCGUUGCUGAGGACCAAGAACACGUUUCUGGAAGUGGACGAAGAAUCCACACCGAAGGGCCAGCGCACCGGCACCUGGCAGCAUCCAGCACGGCAGUUUGGCAGCCAGGACUCCACAACCCUUGGGUCCACGAUGGACAGCCAGUGCGACACCCCUCGCCAGAAGCGGCCCAUGACGGAGGAGCAGUGGCCCGAGUACGGCAGACCGCAGCCGCAGCCCAUGCAGUCCAUCAACCUUUGCCAGGCAGUGUUGCAUCCGAGCAUGCCAUCUGUGCCCGAGUGCCCCCCGGGCUGCGUGCCCAUCUCCUCUGUCAUGGCCGCCGCCGCGGCGGCGGCGCAGGUGCCGCUGACCCCCUGGGCGUGUGUGAAUCCCAUGGCGCAGGCGAUGCAGCAUCAGGUCGCCUUCAAUGCUGCCAUGACUGCGGCCUUGUGCUUUCCGCAAGCCUACAUGCCGAUGGCUGCUAUGCCGGCCAUGGAGGUGCCGCAGUUGCCGCAGACGCAGAUGUUGCAGAUGCCGGCGCCGGGCGCGACGGUGCCCGAGGCGCCUGCGCCUGCUCCGGCCGCGGCCGUGGGGCAGGAAGGUGCGGUGGAGGAAUCCCGUCGCCGUGCUCAUGGUCCCCGCCGGCAGCGUUUGUGGCUGCACAUCUACCUGCACAUGUUCGCGCCGAACUUCGACCAAGUGCCCAAGCUCAUCGGUAAGCAAGGAAAGAACACCCGGAAGAUCGCCGCCGCCACGGGGGCGAAGGUCCGCAUCCGCGGCCAGGGCAGCGGACACAUGGAGCUUGAGGGCCAGUACGAAGCACCCACGCCGCUCAUGGUGGCUGUCACAACCGACCACGGUGAUCCGGUGAUGUUCCGCCAGGCCAUUGAGAUGACCCUGGAGGAGCUGCAACAGCUGCAAGGUCGCUUUCACAACCACUGCAGCGAGAGGGGCAUCACCCACACCGGACCCUGCUUCUCGAUCGGCGUUGUGCAGAAGAACGCCCAGGAGGCGCUGGGCGAUCUGCUGAACAGCUUCCCGCAGGCUCCAGGGGCCAAGUGAAUGGCCGCCGCAUGAAUGUGCUGCAGCUCGCGAUGCAGAUGCUUGUUCGGUUGGAUGCAAGCAAACCGAUGCUUGAAGCACGCCAAUGGGAGGAUCGGAGAACUGUCAUUUGACACAUUUAGCGGCGUCCCCAUUUGUCCAGUAAGACCAUCUACUCAAAUACCAAC
Effrenium voratum is the source of this 1469-nucleotide messenger RNA. The record is from the annotation of a GenBank genome assembly. NCBI's taxonomy places the organism in Eukaryota, Dinophyceae, Suessiales, Symbiodiniaceae.